AUGCCAGGGAACAGCCAACCAAGCCAGUGUCCCCUCCUAGGGCCCAGCCUCCUCUUCAUCACCUACCCUGAAGCGAUCGCCAACAUGGUGGGAUCCACCUUCUUUGCCAUCAUUUUCUUCCUGAUGAUGAUCACCCUGGGGCUGGACAGCACGUUUGGAGGCUUGGAGGCCGUGAUCACGGCCGUGAUGGACGAGUACCCCCAGGUCCUGGCAGGGCGACGGGAGCUCUUCGUCCUUGGCCUCAUCACCGUCUGUUUCCUGGGCUCCCUCAGCACCCUCACCUACGGGGGAGCCUACGUGGUGAAGCUGCUGGAGGAGUUUGGUGCUGGCUGCUCCAUCCUGGCAGUGGUGCUCCUGGAAACCAUCGCUGUCUCCUGGUUUUAUGGGAUCCAGAGGUUCUCCCACGAUGUCAAAGCCAUGCUGGGCUUCACCCCGGGGUUCUUCUGGAAGCUGUGCUGGGUCGCCAUCAGCCCGGCCCUGCUGGCA
Cyanistes caeruleus (blue tit) is the source of this 486-nucleotide messenger RNA. The record is from RefSeq and is a predicted model, not a curated record. Lineage: Eukaryota; Metazoa; Chordata; Aves; Passeriformes; Paridae.